This is a messenger RNA of Spodoptera frugiperda (fall armyworm), 1224 nucleotides long. Its product is annotated as syntaxin. Gene Ontology annotation, molecular function: SNAP receptor activity; SNARE binding. Gene Ontology annotation, biological process: vesicle-mediated transport; vesicle fusion; intracellular protein transport. The record is from RefSeq and is a predicted model, not a curated record. Gene Ontology annotation, cellular component: endomembrane system; SNARE complex; membrane. Lineage: Eukaryota; Metazoa; Arthropoda; Insecta; Lepidoptera; Noctuidae. Bases 16 to 1083 code for a protein of 355 amino acids. The transcript is spliced from 7 exons.
CAAAUAUAUAGUGUAAUGAAGCGCGGUUGGUUUCAGUACUCGUCGCGGACAGCGCGGAGUCGGUCCGCGGGCGGCGCGGGUGUAGUGACCUCAAGUGAACGGCGCGCGCUGUGCGCGGCCGGUGAGGCGCGUGAUAUCAGCGCGAGCGACGUUAUCAGUGCGCGAUUAGAUACCGCCGCGAGCGCACCGCCGCACCUGAGCGCGGACAACAUGAGGACCCGGGACCGGCUGGCCGAGCUGCAGCAUCUGGCGAGCGGCGCGGCCGGCAGCGUGUACUGCGCCACCGUGACGCCCGGCGAGCCCGCCGCCGCCGCCGACCACGCCGCGCACAUCCAGGACAUCUUCCGCGAGGUGGAGCGCAUGCGCGGCUGGAUCCACGAGCUCGACAACAACACGCAGCUGAUCCGGCGCCUGCACUCGGACCCCACCUUCCACACCAACAAGAACUUGCAGGAGCAGUUGGAUGCGGCGGUGACGGCGUCCAACGCGACCGGGCUGAAGGUGAGCGGGGCGCUGCGCCAGUUCGAGGGCCGGCUGAGCACGCGCAACGACGCGGCGGCGCGCAUAGCACGGCUGCAGUACGCGGCCUGCCGGCGCCUGUACGCGGACGCGCUGCAGCGCCACCACGCCGCGCUGGACGCCGUGCGCGCGCAGCAGCUGCUCCUGCUGCAGCACCAGAUCCAGCUCACCCAGCUGUCGGUGUCGGAGGAGGAGUGCGAGGCGCUGCUGGAGUCCAACAACAUCGCGCUGUUCGUGGACAACGUGCGCGCCGAGACCGCGGAGGCGCGGCGCGCGCUGCGCGACGUGGAGGCGCGCCACGAGGAGCUCGCGCGCCUCGAGGCCGCGCUGGUCGACGUGCGCGACCUCUUCACGCAGCUCGCGCACCUCGUCGCGCAACAGCAAGACCAGGUGGACAGCGUGGAGUACUACGCACUGCAGGCCACGGAGCACGUCGGCAGCGGCGGCACGCAGCUGCUCAAGGGCACCGUCAGCCGCACCAAGGCGCGCAAGAAGAAGCUCGGCCUCAUCGUGUGCCUGGCGGCCGGCUUCGGCAUCGUCCUGCUCGUGCUCGUGCUCACGUGACCCAGGCCCGCCACUGCCCGCCACUGCCCCGCUGCGUACUACUACCAAACACUAGUCAUUGUUUUCUAUGAAGUUCCCCAAUAAUUUAUGUUGUACUUUUAAUUGUAAUUAUAUUAUAAGAAAUAAAGGUUAAUAUUUAUC